CAAAUCGGUUCAGUGGCGGGCUGCAGCGUGGAGCCGCUUGCUGACUCGCUUCUCACACUGAGGACGCGUUCCGUCUGCUGACUCAUGGCGGCGGUGCUCACGGAGCCGGGACGUCCCGAGGAGUCCAGACGUCCCGAGGAGUCCAGACGUCCCGAUGAGUCCGGACAUCCCGAGGAGUCCAGAUGUCCCGAGGAGUCCGGUCUGCAGUGGGAGGGGUCGGUGAGGAGCUGUGAGGAGGACCGGAGGCUGGGCUCCUGGGAGUUGGAGCUGACCUCCAUCCGGCACUCCCUGAAGUUCGUGGUGCCGCUGCAGGAGGAGUUUGUGUGUCCGCUGUGCAGAGGAGUCGUGCUGAACCCUCAGCAGAACUCCUGCGGACACAUCUACUGCUGCGGCUGCCUCCACCAGCUGCUGGAGAGCUCGUCUCCGUCCGGCCCGGUUUGUCCCGUGGACGGAGCUGUGAUCACACCAGCCGAGGUUUUCCAGGACAACUGCUGCAAACGAGAAAUCUCCAGUUUAGAAGUGUACUGCACCAACUCCCCAGCAUGCACCUCUGUCGUCACGCUACGGCACCUGCAGGAGCACCGGAGGUCAUGUCAGUAUGAGCAGCUGCAGUGCCCUAAUCCAGGCUGCGGGGUGACACUACAGAGGAGAUACCUGCAGGAACACCUGACCGACACCUGUCCUCACCGCACGGAGCCCUGCCCUCACUGCCGGCAACCGCAGAGACUCAGCCUCAUCCAGGAUCACGUGCAGAGCUCCUGUCCGGAGGUCGAGGUGGAUUGUCCCGACGGCUGCUCCCUGAAGGUUCCUAGACACCAGCUGACAGAACACAGACAGACGUGUCCUCACCUUCACAUCCACUGUAGCUUUAAGAAGAGCGGCUGCUCUGUGCAGGAUCAGAGAGGGAGAAUGAAGCUGCAUGAAAACGCUGCUGUCAGUGACCACUUGCUGCUGGUCCUGAGGAGCAACGGCCACCUGGAGCACCAGGUGGAUGUUCUCCAGGAGGAGGCGCUGCUGGCGCAGCAGGAGGUCCAGAUGGAAAGUUUACGGCUCGCUGGUCUGCAGAAGGACAUCAGACCGCUGCUGCAACACAACAACAGCCAUGAACACAUCGUCUGUGCAGCUCAGAGGACACUAAGCAGCCAGGAGGACGUGCUGUCCACCAUCCAGCGGGAUGUCCGACAGGUUUCUCUGGGACUUGGUCCUGGUCUAGAGGAGCUGGAGCAGCUCAGGAAGUCUUUGGAUGCUGUGAUCCAGGAAGUGUCGGAAGUAGAGGCCCUCAGAGAACACCUGGGAACUUUGGAGGAGAAUCUGAAGCAUCACUCGGGACUCCUGGAUCUUCACGCCACUCAGCUCAGUUGCAACAAGCAGCACCUGCAGGAGCUUGAGGCGACGUCCUACAACGGCAAACUGAUCUGGAAGAUCGAGGACUUCAGGAUCAAGAGGGAAGCUGAGGUCAAAGGUCAGCCACCCUGCCUGAGCAGCGUGCCAUUCCACACCGGACACUGCGGAUACAAAAUAGCCGCCAAGGCUUACCUGAAUGGGGACGGGGAGGGAAGAGGGACUCACCUGUCUCUUUAUGUAGUCCUGAUGCCAGGAGACUUUGAUGCUCUGCUGCCGUGGCCUUUCAGACAGACUGUGUCUCUAUCUGUUCUGGAUCAAAGUGGUGCUGGUAACCACCGGAGUCUCAGCUUCAGACCUGACCCGACAUCCAAAAGCUUCCAGCGACCUGCCGCCGAGUUCGUCAGCAACGUGGCUGUUGGAUUCUCAUGCUUCAUUUCCCUCAACAAACUCGAAACUCCUCAGAAUGCUGUGUAUGUCAAAGAUGACACGCUGUUUGUCAAAGUGAAGGUGGACACAGCAGGUUUAGACGAAGAAGUUUUCCAAAAUAUGCCAUGAGAGUAAUUUGCAGUAAGACAAGUUAAAGACUCUACACGUAACUUUAACAGAGCAGUUUGACAUUCUAAGAGAUCUGAGAUUUAGAUUGAUUAAAAAUGUUUCCUUUUAAAUUCUCAGAUCAUCUCAGAGAUCGAUCUAUCAUAACGAUAAAGAAGUGAAUCACCGUCUGUCUGUGUGUCCUUUACAUAUCUUGACAAAUAAUCAGUAAAAACUAAAAUAACAUUGGGUGAGUUUAUGUUUGGACUGACAGUCCCAAUUUGUGAAGGCUGGAGAGUUUCAGGAGAGACAGUUACUCUCAACUCUUUCACUCCUUGACGCGGUUGGUGUCUUUUCUCGACUUUUCGUCUCUAAGAAUCUGUCAGAGACACAGAUAUCAUAUGAAACUCCCGAAACAGUCUGAAACUUUCUCUGCUGUUCUGAAGGUCUUGGUGUCUGAAUGUGGGAUUCUGGAGAGGUUCAAGACUAAUUUUGAUCACUUCUUGAUCGCAAAAAAAUUCAGUGUAACAAAUGAUAUCAACCCAAAAAUGAUAAACUAAUGAGAAAUAAUCAAGCAUGGAAAUUGACUUCAUAUACCAUAAUAAUGUCAUAAUGUUCAAAACCUUUAUACUUUCAAAAUUCCUAAAUUAAUUUUCAUUACAGAUUUAUGAUUCAUGACUAAGUUGACUGAGAGAGAGGAAGUGGGAUCGGUGAGAGCAAAGGUUCUACAUCUUUUGGUGAAAGAGACGACUCAGGGUUUUUUAUAAGUCUAUUAAAUGAAGUUACUACAUUCAUUUUCAUUGAAGUGU
This is a messenger RNA of Centropristis striata (black sea bass), 2684 nucleotides long. It is a transcript of the gene traf5, whose product is annotated as Tnf receptor-associated factor 5. Bases 85 to 1899 code for a protein of 604 amino acids. Gene Ontology annotation, cellular component: plasma membrane signaling receptor complex. The transcript has 11 exons. Gene Ontology annotation, biological process: regulation of apoptotic process; tumor necrosis factor-mediated signaling pathway; regulation of canonical NF-kappaB signal transduction. Lineage: Eukaryota; Metazoa; Chordata; Actinopteri; Perciformes; Serranidae. The record is from RefSeq and is a predicted model, not a curated record. Gene Ontology annotation, molecular function: thioesterase binding; zinc ion binding.